UGUUUGUUCCCCAUGUUUUCAUUAUGUUCCAAUACUUCAUAAUAUAUGUGUCAUUCUAUUUUGUAGUUUAUGAUGAAAUUAUAUAUAUUUUAAGUAUAAACAUAUACUUAUUUACAUGAAAUAUAAUUGAUUUAGUUAAAUCCACCUAGACCUCGUCUAGCUGCCUAGGUGCUAGGCCUUAGCGGCGCCGCCUGACUAACGCCUAGCGUUUUUUAGAACCUUGACUAAUAUGACAUGGGCAUAUUGCUACAAUGACAUCCUGGUGCCAAUGAAAUAAAAAAAAUUUAGAGGAUCUUGGUGCCAAUGAAAUAAAAAAAAUUUAGUCCAUGUAUUCUCGUUGUAUUGGCACGAGAGAUCACGUGAUAGUGUAUAAUUUCUAUGUAAGUUGUUCUCCUACGAUAAAGGGUUCGCUUAUAUAUGCACACAUGCGUGUGAAUGCACUUCUCCAUGUGCAUCCCCAGCCACAAUAGACAAACGUACUACUAUCUUUUGUUGUCUAUCUCAAACUGUCUGAACUGAUCAUCAUCUCCCUAUGCAUUGCAUUGGAGCCUCUCUCUCUCUCUCUCUCUCUCUCUCUCCUGACCAAACUUCUUAUCGUUGAUCACCAAUAUUCUAUCAUGAUCCCCUACUAAUGAAACACUAUGAACUUCUACUUGAAUUUUCUCCUAAUCCUUCUAGUCUCCCUCUCCCAUGAUCUCUUUGCUCACUCAAGUUUGGCCACAAGAAAAGUACAAGAUGAGGAUACCAAGACUAAGGUAGUAAGAGAAUCAUCAAAUGAUUUCCGGGUCAAGCAACUCUACUAUUCAUCAUCUGUUGAAGGAAAUCAUCAUCAUGUCAAAAGGAAAGCGUUGCACGAAGUACAUUCAGGAGCAAAUCCUGUCAGUAAUUCUAUAAAUUCCUCAGCGAUCGAAGAAGUCCCUAGUAAUCGUAUGACUCUUAUUUUCUUUAUCAUAUAUGUUUCUUUCUUUGCAUAUUAGCUAGCUAGCUGGUCCAAAUUGCAUAAAGAUUAAUUUAUCUUUCUUCUUUUUUUUUUAAAGAUACACUCUUCAUUUCCUUCAAAACUCAAGUAAUACUGUACCGCUUUCAACCCAACUUGAAGAUGUCGAUUCACGCACUGUAAAGUUUUCUAAUGUAAUGUGAAAAAAUUGACAAAUUAAAUCAUAAAAAAAAUUACUUCAAGCACCUAUUACUGUGAUUCAAAUUCUGUUUGUACUUUCUAAGAAUGUAAAGACAAGAAACCUCAAUAUCAUUUGGUAGUUAGUAUACUA
Molecule: messenger RNA, 1268 nt
Organism: Pyrus x bretschneideri (Chinese white pear)
Lineage: Eukaryota; Viridiplantae; Streptophyta; Magnoliopsida; Rosales; Rosaceae
Exons: 3
Coding region: 642-977 (111 amino acids)
Source: RefSeq, a predicted model, not a curated record